AUGUCUCACCAACAGCAUGGUGUUAUGAAGCUAAAAGCUUUACUAACUAUGAGCAUUCAAAGGCUUCGCUAUGCUCAAGAAAAACAACAGGCACUAGCGAAACAGUCCAGACGUAAUGUUGCAAAGCUAUUGAGCGACGGCAAGGAGCAGAAGGCACAUUACCGGGUAGAAGGAUUAAUAAAUGAUGACAUACAUAUUGAGCUUUUAGAGAUACUUGAGCUAUAUUGUGAAUUGCUUCAUGCAAGGGUUGCAAUCUUAAAUACUAUCCACGAUGAGAUAACACUUAUUGAAUCUCAUACUGACGAUGGUAUAAAUGAGGCUGUUAGAGCACUCGUUUAUGCAUCACUGUACACACCAGAAAUCCGUGAAUUGGGUCAAAUAAAAGAUAGCUUAGGAGUAAAGUUCGGUAUAGGAUUCUUGAAAGCAAUCCUUGAUGAAAAAAUAGGAGUUCCUCAAAAAGUAUUACAAAAAUGCUCCCCUGCUUUACCGAAGCAAGACCUGGUAGAAUUGUAUCUUCGUGAAAUUGCAAAAACGUAUGAUGUCCCUUAUAGUGCUCUAGAGGAAUCUGAUGAUCUUGAACAAUCACUGGAUGAAGCGAAAGAUGAAUACAGCUCUGAGGGAGUAUCGGAAGAUGAUUCAGGGGCCGAUUCAGAAGAUGGAAAGCCCAUCCUUGCUGUAAACAAUGAUGAGCUGGGUGAUGAUAAACAUCCAAUAGUUAUUAAGAAGCCUCGCCAAAACAGUGAAACGUUGGAUAAGAAGUUGAAAAUACCGAGUGAAAUGGUAAAAGAUGUCAAAGUAUCUCAUGGCAAAAAUAAAACUGUCUCCAAUGAUAGCAUUGAUGAGUUACGGAAAAGAUUUGAGGCAUUGCGUAGAUGA
Molecule: messenger RNA, 876 nt
Organism: Kluyveromyces marxianus DMKU3-1042
Lineage: Eukaryota; Fungi; Ascomycota; Saccharomycetes; Saccharomycetales; Saccharomycetaceae
Gene: IST1
Product: Ist1p
Exons: 1
Coding region: 1-876 (291 amino acids)
Biological process (GO): protein transport
Source: RefSeq, a predicted model, not a curated record